UUUUGAUUUUUUUUCUCUCUCUCUCGCUCCUCGCUCCUCUCUCCGCUGUCCUCUCUCUCUCUCUCUCUGUCUUUCUCUCCAUCGAAGAAACGGCUCGAUUUAGAGUAUGCGAACCUUCACCCCAUCGACAGUGAUGGCGAAGGUGGAGGCUGGCGACGGCAUGUGCGACCAAGAUCCACAGAAGGGGAACCGGUUGGAGGAAAGAACCAUAAACGUGCGUGAUGAUUCCACGACAGACCAAGCCGCGAAGACGGGGGUAAUCAGGGGGAAAAAGCACAAGCUGAAGUGGAUGAGCCGGCCCAUGGUGUUGCCGGAGACCAUCCUCGAGUUCCUCGACGAAGACCUCAGGGAGAACGCCAUCAGAUAUCUUAGUAAUUUCUUGGUCGAGAAAAGGGAAGAGGAUUUGGAUAAUUACUUCCGGACUGGAUAUAUGGUGUUUAAUUCCUGUGGUACACUGUGCAUAUUACUACAGGAAAUUGUAGGUUUUUACAAGAAGAUGGAAGAUGAAAAACUCGAUUCAAGAAGCAUAAAGCGUCUUAUUAAUGUUCUCACUCUUUUCCAGAGUGUUGCUGCUAACAACGAAACCAGGCAAAGAUUUGUAGAUGCCUGUGGUCCAAACUUUUUGGUACCCUUGAUACUUUUUAAGAGCACAAAUGAGGUGUUUGAAGAUGUCCGUACGAUUGCUCUUUCAGUGUUUGGAAUCUUGUGCCAGGGUAGAGAAUCGAGGAUUAUAAAGUGGGCUAUUGAGAACGACAUAAUAGAAGUAUGUCAUUGCAUUUUGGAGAAUGGAAGUGAGCUUAGUAAAGUGAUAGCAAUGCACAUCCUUGAAGCCAUACUUCAUGACAACUCUGGUAUAUCUUUUAUUUGUGAUCCCACAUGCACACAUGUCCUCGAUGGACUGAUUCGGACAUGGAACGGGCUGGUCAAUCUUUUAGCAGUUGACCAAGACUUUUCUCCUCGCCUACUGUUCCACUCCAUAAGAUGCUACAUUAUUCUCUGCAGACAUGACAAGGGAUAUGAUGCCGUUAAGAACAACCUUCCAGAGGCUAUUGCAAAUGGCUCCUUCCAUGAGAUGACUGAGAAGUACCCAAUGAUCAGGGAAUUGUUGCAUCAGCUUCUUCUCAACGUUGGUAAAGAGGCAGAAGUCCAUCUUUCAGAAAAGUGGUGAUCACACAUCAGAGGAGGAAACAGUGAACUUACAUUAUGCAUGUGGAUUGGUUCUUUCACCGAAGAGUCAGGUUCUCUGCUUAGCAUUCCCUUGAACGAUGCAAGCAGGAUUAUAGUCGUAAAUGAAGUAUAGCCUUCUGUAUAUUCUUUAUGUUCUAUCAGCUCCUGUCUGUGGAGCAUCAUAGGAGCAGAUCAGUAGUACACCGGCAGUGAUGGUUAGGAGCCUGCUGAGAGAAGAUGUUUUGAAUUGCCCAGAUAAAAUCCAAACUUCUCUUUGAGAUGCGGAGA
Musa acuminata AAA Group (dessert banana) is the source of this 1455-nucleotide messenger RNA. RefSeq lists its product as uncharacterized. The transcript is spliced from 11 exons. Gene Ontology annotation, cellular component: CCR4-NOT complex; P-body; CCR4-NOT core complex. Bases 107 to 1168 code for a protein of 353 amino acids. The record is from RefSeq and is a predicted model, not a curated record. Gene Ontology annotation, biological process: negative regulation of translation; mRNA catabolic process. NCBI's taxonomy places the organism in Eukaryota, Viridiplantae, Streptophyta, Magnoliopsida, Zingiberales, Musaceae.